AUGCGCAAACCACGACGCUUGUUACGUGAGGAGAUAACUUCGGUUGCAAAAAACAGGGAGGUCAAUGUUCUCCAUCGACUGGGUUACCCCGAUCAGGAGGCUCAAUUCUUUAGUCUUCUCGACAGCAAGCGCAGCUGGAUACAAGCCAUUGUCGCCCAUCUCUUGAAUCUUUCAUCGAAAAACGCGUGCCAAGUGGCUGAAAUUGAGGAGUGGACUCAUGGAAGUUUCGAUGUUUGCGUCCCAGUCACAGAUUUUCGGCCUGGAAAUGGAGACGAGAAAAUUCGAUGCGAGGCAGGAGCUUAUGCCUGGCUGGAAGGAACGUAUCCAGACAUCCCGAUCCCGCGACUUUAUGGGUUUGCUAUGGCUACUGGGGAAACUCGUCGGUCUAGUCCACCCGGAUUGAGUCCCUUCCUUCUUGACUUCUUGGCUGCGACGCUUGAGCCAUCGCAUUCUACAUGUUUUCGGCCUCCAGUUCCUUCCAAGUAUAUCCGUCAUCAAAGCAGAAUGGAAGUGCCCGGGUGCGGUCGGCUUGAAGCUGGGUAUGUCUUGCUCGAGUACGUCGAGGACACGAAGGGAAAGAUGCUGUCGUCCACCUGGGCCUCGAAACGGGAUGAUGUCAAAUUACGGGCCAAUCUCUUUCGCGACAUCAGCAAAAUAUACCUGAACAACGACGGCUUCUUAUCACUCAAAAAUCGUCCUCUCUCUCUGGGAAUUCAAGACCUAGAAAACGAACGCAUCGCGAUCGAUAGACCACGAGACUAUACAUAUUCCACGGUUGAUUCAUUUGUGGUAGAUACUCUGUCUUAUCACGAUAACCGACUUAUCAGUCAACCGAAUGCCAUAAACGACCUCAGUGACUAUAUAUAUCAAACAUCAUCUCUGACAACAAUGCGAGCAAUUUUUUCGUUGUUCUUUAGUCGGGAGCUUCGUCGGGGGCCGUUCAUUUACUCAUUAACAGAUCUGCAUCCCAGCAAUAUCUUUGUCGACGACAAUUGGCAUAUAACAUCACUAGUGGACCUUGAGUGGGCAUGUUCCCUACCCAUCGAGAUGGUUCAGCCACCUCACUGGUUUACCGAUAUGGCUGUCGAUUGCAUUGUACAUCACCAAUACAAUGAGAUGAGAUUAGAAUUCAUGUCCGCCCUUACUGCUAAGGAGGAGCUUGAUCGUUCUCGUGGCAGCGGAGAUUCUCCAGCGCCCUUGAAAUUAUCACAUAUAAUGGCUCUUUCGAGCCCCACUGGGCUUUUCGCGAUCUUCGACAAGAUGCUCCAACCAAGAUUUACUAAUAAAUGUUCCGAUCACGAUGCCUUUCAUGAAAUCAUGCCAUGGUAUUGGGCCCAGGACAUUGUGGCCGCGUCAACACGCAAACUUGCAGACAAAAGAGCCUACGACAUCCAACUUCGACGCGAAUUUGAGGACGAAGAUUGUUCAACGAACCUCAAUAGCAGGUAG
Messenger RNA from Aspergillus homomorphus CBS 101889, 1449 nucleotides. RefSeq lists its product as uncharacterized. The record is from RefSeq and is a predicted model, not a curated record. The transcript has 6 exons. NCBI's taxonomy places the organism in Eukaryota, Fungi, Ascomycota, Eurotiomycetes, Eurotiales, Aspergillaceae. Bases 1 to 1449 code for a protein of 482 amino acids.